Molecule: messenger RNA, 6813 nt
Organism: Cataglyphis hispanica
Lineage: Eukaryota; Metazoa; Arthropoda; Insecta; Hymenoptera; Formicidae
Product: cilia and flagella-associated protein 47-like
Exons: 27
Coding region: 1-6219 (2072 amino acids)
Source: RefSeq, a predicted model, not a curated record
AUGGAAGACAGAGAAGAAAUACUACAAUCAAUAUUUGAUAUAGAUGAAUUACCAACCGGUACAAAAUACGAUAACAUAUAUAUCACACCAAGUUACAUAAAAUUUGACGAAGCCUUUGAAGGAGUUACAUAUCGGCAGCGUAUCACUAUUAAAAACAUUGGACAUAGACCUGCGUUUAUUAGAAUUCGUCAAUCAAAUUCUUUAGCUUUUCAAGUGAAAACUUUGAAUAGUGGCAUGCGGGUGAGUCCUGGAUUAAGCAUAACAACAUACGUGACUUACAUCUUCAAAAGAGCAUCUGUAUUGCAUGCAAUAAUUCCAAUCGAGAUUAACGGAAAAAUUUUUGAUUAUCGUGUGAUAAGUACACUCGCCACCGAAUCUAUUAGUAUCGAGCCAAAAUCUAUCGAUUUUGGUACUAUCGACGUUGGUUAUUCAUCCGGCUUUAAAAUAUUAACAAUAUACAAUAAAGGAAAUAAAAGUACCAGAUUUUCGAUCGAUCUUGGGCAAAGUGAUUUGGACAUAACAAUAAAGCCACUUCGUGGAAGAAUUAAAGCACAAAAGGAAUUGAAACUUCAAAUCGAAAUAAUGGGCGUAAAUGAAGGCGUUUUUUAUAGUGAAUUCUGGAUUAAAUCUACUCCAAAUAUACGCGUUCCCAUAAAAGUGCAUGUCAUCACACCAGAAUUAGUAGUUUAUCAUCCGAAUACAACCGGAAAUAUUACCCUUAUCGAUUUUCCACCUACGAUAGAAAAUACCAGCAGAUGCGAUACUUUUGUCUUACGAAAUCUUUCGUCUCAAAUUUCCAAUUACGUUGUCCUUGGUGAGGUCGAUAAUGAAGUAAAAUGCAUUCGGGACAUUGAUCGCAAACACAAUCCGAUUUAUAGUGUCUUUGAAAUUUGGCCGCUUGAAGGACGAAUGAAACCGUUUCAAGGUAUCAUCUUCGAAGUCAAAUUUUCGCCAAUAACUAUGUUAUCGCAAUGGAGACAAAAAUAUGAGCAAAAACAGCGAAAAGACUUUGGACAUCAACAAAAUCGAAAAAAUAUAAAUUUUAUGGCAUUUAUUAGAAUAGUUAGAGUAGAUUGUACAGAGAAAGAACUGGAUGAUGAUAUCAAAGAAACGAUGAUGGAGACUUUUUCUUUGUCAACAUGCGCAUCAAAUGAUUCAGAAACGGGCGAUACAAUACGGCUUUGUCUUUACGGUGAAGUGGAAACGGUACAAUUGCAUCUCGAACCUGAUAGCCUCUAUUUUGGCAACUUAAUAGUCGGCCAAUGGUCACAACGCGUACUUCGUUUGACAAAUCUUUCUACUGUUGCACCGAUAUAUCUGGAAUGUGUACCAAGUGCAGCUGCAUGCUGUUAUCCGAAUCGGGUGAAACUUAAGUCAAAUACAUCUAUCGAAAUUCUUAUUAAAGUUCACGGCAAAGAAAGCAUUCAAUCUUCGUUCAAACUGUUCUUCAAUGUCAUAGCGAAUUCUUAUGAUUUAACUACAUUGAAAAACAGAUGCCUCAAAAGGAUAAAAGUUGGAAGUUAUUCCGUUAAAUGUACAGUAGCACCGAAUAGCUUCAACUAUCGGCGCUUGGUUGUAAAAAAUACGAACAAUGUUCCAAUAAUGAUACGAUUAAUGAGUGUCUCGAACAAGUGCAUCCGUUUUCCGGAAGGUAAUUUAAUAAUCUUGCAACCAGAUUCGAUGACGACAAGUCUCGUCGAGUACCUUGCAGAUAAAUACCUUGGCAAGUUUAACGGAUACAUCAAUUACGUGAUUAACGAUAAUCACUCCUUUGAGCUUAGUAUUUCUGCCGAUGUUGUUCGGAAACAGUUGUACAUCGACAAAAAAGAAAUUGAACUUGGAAAGGAAUGGUCAAAAGAAGAAAUUUACCGACCAAUGGCCUCUGUUAUUCCAAUUACAAACAAACUAGGCGCAAAUACAUAUUUUAGAUGGGAGAUACCGUCUGCUUCUGGCUUCUACAUAGAACCGAGAUCGGGUACUGUACGCGGGAACACUACUUUACACGUUUAUGCGCAUUACGAGUGUAAUAGUCCUAAAACUAAUCACGCUCAAGCGAUAAUGAAAUGCGAAAGCGGAACUUACGUGUCUUUGAAGCUCAACAUACGACGAUUUGUACCGAAGGUUGAAUUCGUAAACGACAGUACGAGUCUUGGUGAAAUACCUCUCAAUUUGCCGACCAAAGUGAUCGUCGUUCUCCAAAAUUUCGAGUUUAAUGAAAUGGCGUAUGAAGUAGAUAGCGCAUCGUUGAUACGUGGCUGCGAUGUUAAUCCAUUACGAGGAAAAAUAUCGCCACGCGGUAUUGUAAUUCUUGAGGUGCAUCUUACAUUCGACGUUUGUUGUAAUUUUUCUAUUGCAAUCGCCGUCAUGAUUCAAGGAUGUCUACGAUUAUCAUAUAAGAUAAAUGGCAAAGUAUCAUUUCCACGAUUGAAAAUUAUACCACAACGAAUAGAUUUAAAACGCAUCAGCAUCGAUGCUGUUCAGAUUCAUCAGAUAACAGCCACAAAUAUUGGCACAACGACAUUAAAACUGCAAAUUUCGCUAGAGGAAUAUCCUGAAUUUCGAAUAUUUCUGACAGCACACAACAAAAACUCAGAGAUAGGUACGGAAGGGAUAACUAUCGUCCCGGGCGCAAGCCAAAAUUUCUAUUUACACUUUCAACCGGUCGAUCUGGCCAGCUACGCUUUCUAUUUGCCGAUGAUAAUAAAUCAGCUGCUUGGUCCAGUAUUGACGUUGAAUUCGAAGAGUAUCAGACCGUCAGAGUUUUUUAAAUUGCGCGAAACUCAUUAUGCACAUUUAUCGGGUUUUACCAUGACAUCGUUACCCGAUAAGCUUUCUUUGCCCACGAUAUUUAUCGAUUGUACUGUUGCUGGUGGUACCGCUUUCUAUAACAAGCUUAUAUUUCAAUUCAACUUUGCAACUAAUGAAAUGUCCGAAGAAUUUUUUAUAGAGAAUCGAAUAAUGCCAAGGGAUAUAAUGGUGUCAAUAAAUAUCGAGAAAUUUAGCGAAGCGGAUUGUCCGUUUACCAUUGAGUGGUCUCGCGGUGUGGAAAUCACACGAACAUUCGAUUCGAUCGAUUGUAUCUUACGUCCUGGAGAUAGCGUCUUUUUUGUUCUCGAGUUUAAAUCGAAGAAACGGGGUAGCUUUAGUAUGGAGGUGCCGAUAUACGUUCGCGGUGAGCUCGACGACGGCGUGAUCAAUAAAUUACGUCUCGACGGCGAAUUUCCCGCCAGUUCGAUCGACGUCGAGCCGACGGAGAUAUAUUUCACGCCUGUUCCUCUUGGUACAGCGAUAGAGGAAAAGUUUAGAAUCCGAGCAAGGCACUUUGAUAACGCGACGUUUAUACGAUCGAACUUCUUGAUGACGCCGCGAUGCAGCGGUGAUUAUAAAAAUGAGAUGUUACGCAUCGAAUUCCCAAAUGGCAGUAACAUCUCCCCCCAACCGUACGUGGAACUUGAAGCAAAAAUAAUAUUCAAAAGUGAUCAACCGAUAUCCUUUCGCUCGACGAUUGAAUUUACAGUCGAUCGUGAACUUGCUGUGUGUUCUUUAACAGUACAUGCAACAGCGGACAAUAGUUUGUUAACGACAUACAUAUAUUCAAUGAAAUCAUAUAUCGCUCAUGAGACAGAUGUGACAAUCAGGUAUUUGAAGGAGCACAUUUCCUAUCCAUUGGAUGACACAACAGAUGAGACCGAUUAUACCGAAGAAAUAUUUCAUUCACGUAGAUGCAUAAAUGGAAAAUGGACAGCGGAUGAUGAUGAAGAACACGAUGAUGAAGAAAUAUUGAUUCAUAAAAAACAUCCCACGUUUUCUACCGAUUUCGAAAGGGAUAAAUGCAAGUUCUCUAAAAAAUUAUUGCAGCCUUAUUAUCUCACCAACAAUCAAAAUAGCAGUUGGGAAAAAUGUAUACAAGAAAUAAUAACAAUUAUGGAAGAAUGGAUGUAUUCGGGCCCGUUAAAAUUUCAUUUUUACCCGAACAUUCCUCAUGGAAUUAUGGCAACCUUUUCAAACUUUUGGUUAAAAAAAAAAUCACGCAUGAAAAAUUUUAAACAGAAAAGUAGCGCGAUUAUACCGUCAUUUAUCAACGUACUCGAAUCACUCGCAGAAUCAGAUAUUCACAAUUAUAUGGGAGAAUUGUUGAAACAACCAUUACCCGAAAAUGACAUCGAGAGGAUAAAUCAUGUUCUUCAAUUAUAUGAUAAAAUGCUCGAUUUUCUCCUAUCUCGAGGAGCGUUUUUAAUUCAUGUUUCGGCACAAUAUCUCCUAAAUUACAACGAUUAUUUAAUUAGCAUCACACAUUUAAUUGACAUCACACAGAAUAAUACAUGUAGAAGAAAAUUUUCCGAUGCGAAUCGUAUUGGGAUGCAAUGCGAACGAUUAUCCCAACAAUUAUUUGAAACGAGAAACAAGCAAUAUUGGUUGGACGUGAUUUUGCAAACGUAUAAAUGUUUUGUACUUCGGGGAAUACACGAGCCUAAAUUGCCCACGUUAUCCUUUGCAGCGCGUCCCUUAAAAAAAUCUACAAUAAUUCGGGAAUCAAUAGUAUCGUCUAUAUCUAGCUUGCCCAGACAGUGCGAACUUCAUGAAAGAGCCAUAUGGAAUAUCAUAAAUUUGCCAAGUGGCAAAACCAUUUUAGAUAAUCAUUGCCCGGAAGAAAGGUUUCUACUGUCUUGGCUGCAAUAUCAUUACGAACAACAGCGUGUGCAAGAUUGGAUGACCGAUCACCGUGUAAUCUUAAAUCCGCGAGAGAAGCAGGAUGUAGCGGAGUCCCGCGUGAUCAAAAAUUUUCAUUAUGAUUUGUCGGACAGCUUAGUGCUAAUCGCGGUUACCGCAGCCUACUGUUCCUUCCUGAUCGACGAAUAUUUUGACAAUUUAUAUAUUUGUACGCGGAACAAAAAAGAGGCGUUGCACAAUGCUAUUUGUUUAAUCACUGCUUGGAGAAAGAUACGUCUUGGAUUUAUAAUUACUCCCAUGCAAAUAGUUAAUCCGAAUCAAGUGCAAAUGUUACUGCUAGUCGUUUAUCUUUUCCAAAUAUUACCAACAUAUGUGCCUCACACCAAGAUUAAAUUUAGUUGUCCACUAUCUCACACCGUAACGAAGCGAUUAAGCAUUUCGAAUCCGACCAACAACAUUAUAAAUUAUUUACUUUUGUUCAUAAACAAUGGCAAUCGUUUAUUCAUUAUUUUGAAGCCUGCAUCGAUUUUAAGUUUAAACGCGAACGGCAGUGGUCAUAUAGAAAUACAAUUUCACGCCAGAAAAAUAAAGAAAAGUAGAGUGUACUUGCUGCUUUGUGGAAAUGCUGUUGGAUCACAUUUCGGAAGAAAUCAAACUAUCGUUUUGGAAGGUCAGAUUGAUAAUUUAGAAAUUUCUAACGAAUACACUAUACAAAGCAAGCUAUAUGAGAUUGUUGACACAAGUUUGAGAAUCCAUAUACCCUAUCGAAAUGCAGCUGAGUACGAUAUAUGGAUGACGGAAGAGCGGCCGAGCCAUCCCUCGAUCUUAAAAAUGGUACGAUGGUGUGAAUUGCGUGCUAGAAAAAUACCGAGAAGGCUUUUCCUGAAUCAGAAAUCGAUUGUCGUCGCUGAAGGUGUAUUAGAAGCGCAUUUAUUGAUCAGUGUAGCGUGCAUGGCACCAGAGCAACGAACAUUUUGGUUAAUCUUUCAAGCAAAGACUGCUGAUUUUAUUAUACAAAUAAAUUCACUUUGGAAAACAUCAAUCAACGAUCGCAUCGUUGUUGAGUGGACAAGUCAAGGAGAAUGUAUUUGCUCAGAUCAUCAAAAUCGCAGAAAAAAUAUGUGUCCGUUUAAUAUUAACGUACUUAUACCAUCGCGAAACGUUCAACUCUGGGAAUGUGUUGCUGAAAUGUUUCAAAAAACUCUCGAAUCAAAAGAACGUCAGUUCUGGUCUCAAUAUUCAGGUACAUAUAUUGAACUACAUUUAAUACAAUGGUUGAUGGGAAGUGACAUCGAUUCAGCGGCUUUAGAAUUUAUUCAUAUCUUUAAUACCGCAGUCACAUAUAAAGUCACCAUUUCAGACAAAUCGAGUCCUCUUAUUGUGCCAGAAUUUUUCACUAUACAAGAUGUAAGAUCGUCUUAUCAGCAAGUUCCAAUGAGCGUACAUGUCCUACCAUCGACUCCUCCGUUGUAUAAAACUACUAUUACUCUUACAUCUCUGGAUGGCAAAGAAUUUCGAGUAUAUAUCAUCGAUUGCUUACGAUCAUAAAGGUUGAAUGCCACGCCAAUUUUACCGGGAUUGUCCGUGAAUGAAUUUUCUAUUUAGCGAUACAUAUAAUGUUGCGCAUAAUAAAACUAUAUUACAUGUAUAAAUAAAACUAUUUUCAGAUGUUUUAUACUGCAUUCAUUUCUUCACAUCACUACAUCAACGAUGAUAAUAAUAAAAAAUUAUAAGUAUUGUCAUUUGUCUAAAUUUUUUAUUUUUUUUUUUCAAUCUGGGCACGCCGGUCACCGGUGGCCCCCAUGGCGUCACAGCCAAGUUAAGUGCCGGUCACCGGUGACCCCCGUGGCAUUCAACCUGUUAAAAAUAAAAUCUAUUUUUAAUCAACAUGUUAAAAUAAUUGAAUUUUAUAAGCAUAUAAAUCUACAUUUUAUAACAUAAAAGAGAAUAUGUCGAGAGAAUACUGUCGCCAAAUAUAUUAGGAGCUUGGAUAUGUGAUUUAAUCCAUUAUCCAGUUCUCCUAUUUGUUACCAUUCAAUUCAAUAAAAAAAAUUGUCACAAUCCGAUAAAUGAUAAACUUCAACUCUGAUAUGCACAUGAUGAUUUUUUUUAUUAAUUUUGAAUUACAAAAAGGAGAUAAAG